UCCUGCUCCUCCUCCAUUUUUCACUUCCUUCUCCGCAGUUGCAGCUCCCGCCGCCCGAGCCGACUGCGGAGAUGAAGACGAUCCUGUCGUCGGAGACGAUGGACAUCCCCGACGGGGUGAGCAUCAAGAUCAACGCCAAGGUCAUCGAGGUGGAGGGCCCCCGGGGCAAGCUCACCCGCAACUUCAAGCACCUCAACCUCGACUUCCAGCUCAUCCGGGACGAGGCCACCGGCGGCCGGAAGCUCCGCAUCGAGGCCUGGUUCGGCACCCGCAAGACCUCCGCCGCCAUCCGCACCGCCCUCAGCCACGUCGAGAACCUCAUCACCGGCGUCACCAAGGGGUACCGCUACAAGAUGCGCUUCGUCUACGCCCACUUCCCCAUCAACGCCAGCAUCACCAAUGCCAGCAAGUCCAUCGAGAUCCGCAACUUCCUCGGCGAGAAGAAGGUGAGGAAGGUUGAUAUGCUUGAGGGAGUGAGCGUUCUUCGUUCUGAGAAGGUCAAGGAUGAGCUCGUUCUGGAUGGAAAUGAUAUUGAACUUGUUUCACGAUCGUGUGCCCUGAUAAAUCAGAAAUGCCAUGUCAAGAACAAAGAUAUCCGGAAGUUCCUUGAUGGUAUCUAUGUUAGUGAGAAGGGAACAAUUCUUGAGGGGGAAUGAUUGGUGGAGGCCUUGCAUGUUAUACUGUUUCAAGGUUUUGUUGAUCUUGUUUCAAGCAGUUGUUAAAAUUGGCUUUUUUGUAGUAUGGGUAGUUAAACAUUUCCAGGUCUAAAUUUAUUUACUCUUUUGCUUUUGUCCUUCUUUUGGACUCGUGGUCAGCAACUCGGCAAAGGGAAACCACAUCUUUAUCGGAUUGAAAUUGAUUAUUUGAGCGCGUUAUCCUCUAUAUAACCACUGAAAAAAUGAUGACCAGUUGAUUCAA
Eucalyptus grandis is the source of this 918-nucleotide messenger RNA. Its product is annotated as 60S ribosomal protein L9. Gene Ontology annotation, cellular component: ribosome; cytosolic large ribosomal subunit. The record is from RefSeq and is a predicted model, not a curated record. Gene Ontology annotation, molecular function: rRNA binding; structural constituent of ribosome. The coding region runs from base 72 to 656 and encodes 194 amino acids. Gene Ontology annotation, biological process: cytoplasmic translation. Lineage: Eukaryota; Viridiplantae; Streptophyta; Magnoliopsida; Myrtales; Myrtaceae. The transcript has 3 exons.